CUGUGUCUCAUCUCUUGAUUUAUAAAACUCUUAGUAUGGACACAGAGAGAAGGACAAGAAGACAAUCUGCAUGUCUCAUGUAUGUCCCUCCUCCUGUGUUCUCUACUCCAGGUGAAGAAGCUUCAGGCCAUUCUGAAGCCCAUGAUGCUGAGAAGACUGAAGGACGACGUAGAGAAGAACCUGGCCCCUAAAGAGGAGACCAUCAUCGAGGUGGAGCUGACCAACAUCCAGAAGAAGUACUACCGAGCCAUCUUAGAGAAGAACUUCUCCUUCCUGUCCAGAGGAGCCAACCAGCACAACAUGCCCAACCUCAUCAACACCAUGAUGGAGCUCCGCAAGUGCUGCAACCACCCGUACCUCAUCACAGGAGCCGAGGAGAAGAUCCUGGAGAGCUUCAGGAAGUACCACAGCCCUGACGCGCUGGACUUCCAGCUGCAGGCCAUGAUCCAGGCGGCCGGUAAGCUGGUGCUGAUCGACAAGCUGCUGCCCAAGCUGCUGUCGGGGGGUCACAAAGUGCUGGUGUUUUCCCAGAUGGUCCGGUGUCUGGACAUUAUGGAGGACUACCUCAUACAGAGACGAUACACGUACGAACGCAUCGACGGCCGCGUGAGAGGAAACAUGCGACAGGCCGCCAUCGACAGAUUCUGCAAGCCGGACUCGGACCGCUUCGUCUUCCUGCUGUGCACCCGAGCCGGAGGGCUGGGAAUCAAUCUCACGGCCGCAGACACCUGCAUCAUCUUUGACUCGGACUGGAACCCUCAGAACGACCUGCAG
Molecule: messenger RNA, 774 nt
Organism: Anarrhichthys ocellatus (wolf-eel)
Lineage: Eukaryota; Metazoa; Chordata; Actinopteri; Perciformes; Anarhichadidae
Product: chromodomain-helicase-DNA-binding protein 6-like
Exons: 4
Molecular function (GO): ATP binding
Source: RefSeq, a predicted model, not a curated record